GAUAUGAAGCAUCAUCUGGAUUUCUUACUGCAGAAGCCUGAUUCAUGCAAGCACAGCUCUUCCCACAGCAAGAAGGAGAAAAUGGCUCCAGCCCAGAGAGUUAGCCACAAGAAAGUCCAGAAAUGGGCUGACUGUUUGGAGAACCUGUUACAUCAUAACAGUGGGCUGGCUGCUUUCCGGGCUUUCCUCAAGUCUGAGUACAGUGAGGAGAAUAUUGAGUUCUGGGUGAGCUGUGAGGAGUACAAGAAAACCAAAUUGCCAGCCAAGCUUAGCCCCAAGGCCAGGAUGAUUUACGAUGAGUUCAUCUCUUUGCAGGCUACUAGAGAAGUAGCCUGUGCUAAUCUCUCCCUCCCUUCCUGCACAUGGGAAGUGACCAGCCACAAUGUUCUCAAGCCCACCCUGUUGUGCUUCAAUGAGGCUCAGAGAAAAAUCUUCAUCCUCAUGGAGAAGGAUUCUUACUGCCACUUCCUCAAAUCUCACUUCUACCUUGACUUGGUCAGCCCAUCUACAACUACUUGUGCGACUGAGAGCCACAAAAGAGCUACGUCUCCCGCCUUAGCCUGCUCCUCCUCUCUGGUCCCUCAGUGUGCUUAG
This is a messenger RNA of Caretta caretta (loggerhead turtle), 594 nucleotides long. It is a transcript of the gene RGS4, whose product is annotated as regulator of G protein signaling 4. Lineage: Eukaryota; Metazoa; Chordata; Testudines; Cheloniidae. The record is from RefSeq and is a predicted model, not a curated record.